GAGCCGAGACAGAGGUCGAUUCGCGCUACCGGCUUCAAGAGGUGGCUGCGCAGCGACGGUGGCAAAUACAAGAACGUGAUGGGCGGGAAGACGAACUGGGUCGGUGGCACCGUGCCGUUCCCGCUGAACCCGGUGUUCCGCCCGUCGGCGCCGCUGCCAGACACGAUCAAGGAGCAGAUCUACAAGGACUACCGGGCUGACCCUCUGGCCAACACCCCGCGUGGCGCGGCCCAGAAGAAGCUGACCGCUGCUAUGGAGAGCAUGCUGGGUGUUGGAACUGCCAAGAAGCUGCGCGAGGGGCUUGUUACAGAGAUGCCUCGGGUGUCUGGUCCCCGAUUCCACGCUGUGCCCGAGGGCAAGCCGUUCUCGGCUGCUGAUGCCGCCGAUGUGCUUGGCCGCAAGCCCUACCAGCAUAUCAUCGACCGU
Messenger RNA from Linderina pennispora, 426 nucleotides. RefSeq lists its product as uncharacterized. Gene Ontology annotation, cellular component: mitochondrial small ribosomal subunit. The record is from RefSeq and is a predicted model, not a curated record. Lineage: Eukaryota; Fungi; Kickxellomycota; Kickxellomycetes; Kickxellales; Kickxellaceae. The transcript is spliced from 2 exons. Gene Ontology annotation, molecular function: structural constituent of ribosome. Gene Ontology annotation, biological process: mitochondrial translation. The annotation marks the transcript as partial.